UGUUCACUAUAAAAUCUGGAUUACCACCUCACACUGUGCAUUUCAAACACAAAGUGUAAGGAUCUUAAAGAGGAAUGAGGAAACUGUCAAACUGAAGAUUUUUUCCAAAUAACACAUUUAAUGCUCCUGUAAAAGAGUGUGAAAAAACGCAGCUGUGAUUUGUGCCUGUGUAUUUUAAUGAUUGAUUGUUAAAUACAGGUCAUAAAUAUCUCACUUUUGAAAAAAUAAAAUUAAAAAUGUGCGCCUCAAAGACAGAGAAUGCAUCUAUGUUUUAUCCAUUUCUCAGUGUAAAGCUCAGCAGUGAACGCCAUCAGUCUCUCGCAGGGGAAACUGAGGCAUUCCCGGGAUAAAAGUCGGUCGUAAUGAGCGGCAUCAAACAGGUCAGAGACGGAGGCAGAGGCAGAGGAAGGGUAGGCCUCGUCUUGGGAGAUUUUUUGCUCCUGUAGCUCAGAGCGUGAUGUCAGCGGUGGCAGUACUGUUGUAAUUGACUUGGUGGGGGUGAUGGCGUCAUUUUAUGCCCUGGUGUAGCCUCCUGCUCCAAUAGCGAAGGGGAGACGGAUCUUUGGCCGACGCGACCGUGGCUCCCUUGGCCGGGAUCGAGCACCGCCGAGCCGGACACUUCACCCCGGGAAACAUGGAGGCUGUGGCCGAGGAGCUGCGGGCCGGCUCUCGGGUACCUGUCACUAUCGAUCAAAUAGUUAACGAUACACUGGUGGUGACGCUGACCUACCGAGAAAGGAGCUACACGGGGAUUUUACUUGAUUGCAACAAAAAGACUGGGCUCUUCUGUCUACCAGAUUUCACAGCAAAACCAGGAGACUGCCCGAUACCCAAACCAGGCUGCGAAAUCCCGGAAGUUCUGAGCGAGGAGCCGAUUUCCAGUCCUCCCAGCCAGGCUUCACACAGACCAAAGGAUGAAAACACUCUCCCUGAAAGCAGCAUACCUGCUGCACCUCCUCCCUGCCCCGUACCCACACCAGUGCCAGCUGGACAGACUCCUUACCCUCCUUAUUUUGAAGGAGCCCCCUUCCCUCAGCCCUUAUGGGUGCGCCACAGCUACAGCCAAUGGGUACCUCAGCCCCCUCCACGACCAAUCAAGAGGAAGAAGAGGCGGACGCGAGAACCCGGCCGCAUGACCAUGAGUACGAUCCGUCUGCGGCCGCGGCAGGUGCUGUGCGAAAAGUGCAAGAACACGCUGAACAGCGACGAAGACAGCAAAGACGGCAUGAGCAACACAAAGACGUCUAGAAAAGAGAACACACUACAGAGCGACGACGACGCCGACGACAAGGACAUCCCCUCCAAGCUGUCGAGGAAAGAGGAUGUAGUCGCAGCCAAGGACUCUAAAAGACGGGAAAACGGCACCAGCCUCGACAGCAAGCGCCUUAGGAAGGACAAACGGGGGGAGGCCGACGGAGGUGAGGUGAUCAUCCCCCACAGCCCUGUCAUAAAGAUCUCCUACAGCACUCCGCAGGGUAAGGGGGAGGUCAUGAAGAUCCCCUCACGAGUCCACGGCUCCGUCAAACCGUUUUGCCCAAAACAGCUGGUGCAGAACGGGGUGGGGGAGAACGGCAAGGCGCCCUCCGACCCCACCAAGGAACAACGGCACAUUCUAGAUGCCACGCGGUCCGGCCUCACCGUGUCCAUUCCCAAACUCAAACUCACCAGGCCUUUCACGACCGUGGGUCAGGACUUGCCUUCUCCAAAGAUCCGCUUGAGACCCCCUCAGAGGGAGGGUGAGGAGAGCGUGGUCGAGUACGAGGCAGAACUUGUAGAGGGCGCAAGGAGGCGGAGCCCCAGGGUCCCCGGGCCCUGCCUCCCCCACUCUGAAGACUCGGGGGAGGGCAAGAACUCUCUGGAGUUGUGGUCAGGGAGUUCCGGAGAGGAGGCCGAGCGCGGCCACAGCGACCUCACCCUCCUGAUCAACUUCCGUAAGCGUAAGGCGGAUUCUUCUAGUCUGUCGGUCUGCAGCAGCGACAGUCUAGACGAGUCCAAGUCCUUCAGCUCCGACGGCACCUCACCGGAGCUGUGCGACCUGGCCCCCGGUGAAGACCUCUCCGUAACCUCAUCAUCCGUACCUUCACGCGAGGACUGCAAGACGGUGCCGCCGCUCACCGUGCGGCUGCACACACGCAGCAUGACAAAGUGCGUGACGGAGGAGGGUCACGCCGUGGCGGUGGGAGACAUCGUGUGGGGGAAGAUCCACGGCUUCCCCUGGUGGCCGGCGCGCGUCCUCAGCAUCAGCGGCACCCGCAAGCAGGAGACGGCGACCUGCGAGGCGCAGUGGCCCCAGGCGAAGGUGGCGUGGUUCGGCUCGCCCACCACCUCCCAGCUCUCCGUCGCCAAACUGUCGCCCUUCAGAGAGCUCUUCAGGUCCCGCUUCAACCGCAAGAAGAAAGGGAUGUACCGGAGAGCGAUCCUGGAGGCCGCCAAGGCCGUGGGUCACAUGAGCCCAGAGAUUACAUCGCUGCUUUCCCACUGCGACACGUAGAGGCUGAGGACUGAAGAGAGAUCGCCAAGGUUUUUCUGAAUUCUCAGACUCUGUCAUCAAGACCCAGGAGGGAGUACGUGUGGUUGCCACGGCUACUAUUUAUAUGCCGUUUUUUUUCUUCUUCUUUUUUUUUUUUCUUUUUCACAAGGCUGGUGGAAAAUGGCCGCCAAGGUGGAGAGUCGUUAAGACUGGGAUAAGGGAGCAACACAAAAAAAAAAGAAGGCCAGGAACUGCUAUGAACUGAACUAUUCCUCCUCCUUUUUCUUAUUUUCUAGAUUUAAUCACAUUUCAAUAGAGCCGAAUAACGACACUACAAGGACCCGAAUGUAUUUAUUAUUAUUAUCUGUAAUGGGUUUAUGGCGAUCCAUCACCUUUCUACUACAGCUGCUGUCAUUACCGCCGGUCCUCGCCGCCGCCGCCACCGACGUGUUUCACUACGAGGUCCAGCUCGUCCAGCCUGAGGAAGCCGGUGGCGUCGAACUCCAUCACCUCCUCCUCCUCCUCCUUCCUGGGAUAAAGUCUUACCCUGAAUCCUCUUACUACUCAAAAUGUGAAUGGCUCCAUCCAGAGACAGUAGUGACAGUGUUCCAUCCUCGUAGCCUUUCCUGCGACAUUAGUUGGAUUUGUAGUUAAACUGAACUCUCUUCCUGAAUCACGUCGUUUCAUUUUGUAACUUUAGGAGCGUCACGUCAGCGUACUUUAACCCCUCCAACCCUCCUCUCUCUUCUGUUUUUUCCUGAGAACCAUUUUUACAUCACUUUAAUUAUUUAAAGCGUCAUGUUAAAGAGAAAAAAAAGCACUUUAUCUGUACCUUGGUGGCCUGCUGUAAGCUCACUGUCUGAAACACUAUUGCGAGAUACAGCCCUGAUAGGCAGCAGGGGAGCUCAGAAGUCUUUGUGGUUGACUAUCCAUGGCCUUGGAGAUACAAGAAACAAAUUCUUUUCUUUUUUAGUUUAUUCUAAUGUACGAUUUUUCGGGGACAUCAGACACCGAUGGUUGUGUACACUGUAUUCUCGCAUUGGGUGUGUUUCUCUCUCAGCUUAUCUACCACACACACUACAACAAAAUCCACAUUUCCACUGGAGAAACAUGGCUGAACAAAUGUGUCAAAGCCCCCUAUGCAUUAUCAGUUAAAGCUUUAUGUGACUUUGGGAGAUUAAAAAAAAAACAUGCUGUAAGAAUACUGUGAAUUCAACUGCUGAGUGCUGAGGGGAAGAAAAGCUCGCUACUAGUUGGAUCCUGCAGUUACAUCGAGUCAUCCAGACUGCAGCGCUGACCUUUAGUGACCUUUGUGUUGAAAGCAGCACUGUUGGAAUAAGUGGGGGAGGGAGGGAGGAGACCACGGCUGUGGAGCGAGCGCAGCCCCGGUCUGUAUUAAAAAAACUAAACCGAAGAUUGCACACAGUCACGCUCGGCCGACCGGCCCGUCUCCUCUCCGGCUGAAAAGCAGCUCGCUGAGCGUCAAUGAGAGAAGUGUGUUUUAUUACUAAGGGAGCAGAUAACACACCUCCUCCCGCUCUGAUAAUCUGCCGUCUGACUGUUUGCUCUCUAGUUUCCAGGCAGCCUUACACAAAGAGGAGCUGGGAGAGUCGACGUACGCCCGAGAGGGGAAAACGCUCGUCAGGUUUUUCCCGUGUUAUGAGCAACAUGGCUAUCUACUGUUGCCCACGUUGGUCAAUGUUAUUGGCUACUUUUUUUGUUUUCUUUUUUUUACAUGUACUGUACAUAAAAUAAAAUAUACAAGCAAUA
Molecule: messenger RNA, 4240 nt
Organism: Lates calcarifer (barramundi perch)
Lineage: Eukaryota; Metazoa; Chordata; Actinopteri; Centropomidae
Gene: pwwp2b
Product: PWWP domain containing 2B
Exons: 3
Coding region: 635-2491 (618 amino acids)
Cellular component (GO): nucleus; nucleoplasm
Source: RefSeq, a predicted model, not a curated record